Messenger RNA from Suhomyces tanzawaensis NRRL Y-17324, 1644 nucleotides. Its product is annotated as GTPase. Gene Ontology annotation, molecular function: GTPase activity. Lineage: Eukaryota; Fungi; Ascomycota; Pichiomycetes; Serinales; Debaryomycetaceae. The coding region runs from base 6 to 1148 and encodes 380 amino acids. The record is from RefSeq and is a predicted model, not a curated record. The transcript has a single exon.
CCAAAAUGGCUCCCUCCACCGUGAUAUGUAUUGGUAUGGCCGGUUCCGGCAAAACCACCUUCAUGCAAAGACUUAAUGCCCACCUCCACUCCAAAAAGACUCCCCCCUACGUGAUCAACUUGGAUCCUGCCGUGUUGAAAGUGCCGUUUGGGGCCAACAUCGACAUCAGAGAUUCAGUCAAGUACAAGAAGGUCAUGGAAGAGUAUAACCUCGGUCCCAACGGUGCCAUCGUGACUUCGUUGAACUUGUUCUCCACCAAGAUCGACCAGGUGAUCAAGUUGGCUGAAAAGAGAUCCGAUAAGGUCCAGAACAUCAUCAUCGACACUCCUGGCCAGAUCGAGUGUUUCAUCUGGUCUGCCAGUGGGUCCAUCAUCACGGAGGCGUUCGCUUCUACCUUUCCUACUGUGAUCGCCUACAUUGUGGACACCCCCAGAAACUCGUCCCCCACCACUUUCAUCUCCAAUAUGUUGUACGCAUGCUCCAUCCUCUACAAGACCAAGUUGCCCAUGAUCAUCGUAUUCAACAAGACGGAUGUCAAGAAGGCCGACUUCGCCAAGGAGUGGAUGACAGACUUUGAGGCGUUCCAGCUGGCAUUGAAGCAGGACCAGGACUUGAAUGGAGAAGACGGAACUUCUUCAGGAUACAUGAGCUCGUUGGUCAACUCGAUGUCGUUGAUGUUGGAAGAGUUCUACAGUCAGUUGGACGUGGUGGGUGUCAGCUCCUACACUGGCGAGGGCUUUGAUGAGUUCUUGGAUGCCAUCGACAACAAGGUGGAAGAGUACAACGAGUUCUACAAGGCCGAAAGAGAGAGAAUCCUCAAGAAAAAGGAAGAUGACGAAAAGAAGAGACAGGCUGCCUCGUUGAGCAACUUGAUGAAGGACAUGGAUAUCAAGGACAAAGACAAGAAGCCCCAGGACUCGGAAGUGUUGUCUGACUAUGAGUCCGACGAAUAUCAAGGAGAACUUGCCAGAGACGAAGAUGAGCCUGAAAGAGAAUACACUUUCCCCGAAGACAGAAACUCGGAAAUCAACGAAAGAACCGAUCCGGAUUUGCAGGCCAGAUACCAGGCCGCCUUUGAAUCCACGGCCAAGACCGCAUCCUCAAAGACUGCUGAAACCAUCGCAGCCUACAUCAACCGUCUGAACUAGUUUUCCUCCUACAGAAUACAUUAAGGAGUCGAAGUGAUUGGUGAUCGCAUUGAUCAUUCCUUACUCAUGCAACGAGACGCUUUCACAACUUUGUUCCAUUGUGUCUUUGUACAUACUAGGAAUAUCUAUUCUCCUAUCCACGCUUGUCACCACGGUCCUGUCAAAAUUUUAGCUACUUAAUCAUUUGAAAACCCUGAAAAAACCUCGUCAAGGUUGUAAGGUCUCGCCCACUCAGCCUUGAAAAUAAUGUGAGGCUUGUGCUUGGCCAAAUACAAAAUCGUCUUGCCGAAUUCAGAAUUGCACCAAGCAAACCAUGAUCUAGUAUAGUCGUACCCACCCCUGGAGUUUACUUGUAUACUCUCGUGCAUCAAUCCCAAUCCAGCAGUAUUUUCCAUAAUAAAUUUCAAUGAUGUUUGGAUUUCGUCAUCAUCAUCUGUAGUUCUCAUUCUGACUAAUAAAGACAUCGGCCAUGCGUUUUGAAUUCCAAUGUGUGGGC